AUGUCUCCCGUUGAGUUAAGCUUUGGCGGCGGCGCCUUCCACACAGAAGAGACGUUUGGCUCUAUCGAGAAGAUGAAGGAGGCCAUCUCCAUCCUCCAGGCCGAAGGCAUCAAGUACAUCGACACAGCAGCCAUCUACGGCGAGAGCGAGAAGUUCCUCGGCGAGCUAGACGCUUCCAAAACGCACACUAUCGACACCAAGUACCCCGGAGGGUUUGCCGGGUCAUCAAGCAAAGAAAAGAUCCUCGCCACCGCAAACGAAAGUCUCAAGAAACUCCAGACAAACCAGGUCGACGUCUACUACCUGCACUCGCCAGACCGCCAAGUCCCCUUCGAAGUCCAAGUCGACGCCAUAAACACUCUCUACACCGAAGGCAAAAUCAAGCGCUUCGGAAUCUCCAACUUCCUCGCCGCAGAAGUCGAAGAGCUCGUGCAGAUCUCCAAGGAGAAAGGCUGGAUCGCCCCCUCCGUCUACCAGGGGAACUACUCCGCCGUUGCGCGCCGCGCUGAAACAGAACUGCUCCCCGUCCUGCGCAAGCACGGGAUCCAGUUCUACGCGUACUCGCCUAUCGCGGGCGGGUUUCUGACCAAGAGCGUCGAGCAGCUUACGAAGGGUGCGGGGGGUCGUUGGGACCGCUCGUCCGGCGUUGGGGCUUUGUAUCACGAGCUGUAUAACAAGCCGACGAUGUUUGAGGGGCUGAAGCUCUGGGAGGAGAUUUCCGAGCAGACGGGGAUUCCGAAGGCGGAGUUGGCGUACCGGUGGGUUAUCUUUAACUCGGCGUUGAAGGGGGAGGAUGGCGAUAGGGUUAUCUUUGGGGCGCGCAAUCUGGAGCAGUUGAGGGAGACUCUUGGGUUUGCGAAGAAGGGGGCUUUGGGUGCGGAUGUGGUGCAGAGGGUUGAGGAGGUUUGGAGGCUUGUUGAGGCCGACGCGCCGUUGGAUAACUAUAACGAUGGCUUGCUGAAGAUCCAAGAGAAGGGGGUGAAGUUUGAAGUCCCGAAAUAG
This is a messenger RNA of Aspergillus puulaauensis, 1002 nucleotides long. Its product is annotated as aldo/keto reductase family protein. NCBI's taxonomy places the organism in Eukaryota, Fungi, Ascomycota, Eurotiomycetes, Eurotiales, Aspergillaceae. The record is from RefSeq and is a predicted model, not a curated record. Gene Ontology annotation, molecular function: oxidoreductase activity. The transcript has 2 exons. The coding region runs from base 1 to 1002 and encodes 333 amino acids.